Haliotis rufescens (red abalone) is the source of this 2794-nucleotide messenger RNA. RefSeq lists its product as uncharacterized. The coding region runs from base 1330 to 2553 and encodes 407 amino acids. The transcript has 8 exons. NCBI's taxonomy places the organism in Eukaryota, Metazoa, Mollusca, Gastropoda, Lepetellida, Haliotidae. The record is from RefSeq and is a predicted model, not a curated record.
CAGUUUAGACACCACAUGGAAUGAACAGAGACCUAUAGACCACAACCACAACUGCAAUUAUGCAUGAUUUCAUUCAGGAUGCAGAGUCUUUGAGUGCUGAGUGCUAUGGCAAGGUGUGGGAAAUGCGAUGAGGUCGAAAGGGAUUACACGCGUGGAGUAACGAUUGACCCAAAUGUUUUCAUCGUUCAUGCUGAAGAAUCAGUGAUAAAAAGGAAGAACUCUAAUGCAAAGCGAGAUACUUUAAAUGAAAUUCGCACAAGAGCGUCUGCACUAAGAAACACUAAUGGUGGAUCAAUACUUGUACAUCUAAAUGGACAGCAACCAGAAGAUAGAUGUUUGCAAAACUUUGAUGAGUUCAUCAGCAGACCCCUUAAUGACUUGUUAUCUCAUGGUACACUGUACGUUAAUGCCUUCGCACGUAAAUGGCUGAGCGUGAAAACAGACUUUGAAAGAUACGAUGAUUUUGUGGUCAUCACAGUGAACCAGGACCAUAAACAAUUAGCAACUGUUUCAUUCAAUACAAAAAUAAGAUUUGACUUUGCAAACUUGGAUCCAUCAAUUCUGAACAUUUUAUCAAUUUUGACAAACAAGCAAAACAACAUUGUGACUGAGCCAGAAGUGCGAGGUUUACCUGAUGAAAUCGUAGAACGACACGAAUGUAGAAACAGAGAGUUCAAAUCAUUUCAUCCAGAUAAAUAUUUACCUGAAAUCGAACAGGGCAAAUUUGAUUUACUUAAAUACAUUUGGAAGGAUCUGAAGUUAAAAGACAAUAUCACCUCCCUGUCUAAAGUGCCCAACGGAGGAUCUUAUUAUGUUGGAAUAUCUGAAAAACCUGAUGAACGUACAGAGUCGAAAGUUGCAGUGAUAUCUGGAUUUCAGUUGGAGGAGAUUCCAGAAGGCAGGACAAACAGAGUAAUACAGAUAGACGAUACUCUAUACAAAAUCCAAAUCAACAAACAAGCUUUUGAGAAGACAAUUAAAGGAAAGAUUGUUUCAAAAUUGUCAGCCCUUUACCUAAAUGGUAAAAUUGACAAACCACCAACAAAUCUCAUCAAGACAACUUUCCACACGGAUCCACAAACGUCACUAUAUGUUUUGGAAAUAUCUAUUCGGUACUUUGAAGGAAUUGUGUUCUUUGAUUCUGGGCCCAGGUUGUAUCAAAUAUGCAGUGACAACAGUACAUGUACGCGAAUAGGCACUGACAAAUGGCUAGAGAAACUACUUUCACAAUGCCUAAUUUGUCAAAGAAAGAAUUAAGGAUCUCACUAAUGUAACAGUGAAACAUUUUCGUCUUUGUCACAGAAGUAUAGGUUGGAGGUCACCAGCACAAUGUCAACGACUGGAGACGAGAGCGAUGUUUCAAGUACCUUUCACUCAGAAGACGAAGAAGUGCAGUGUAUUUUCGCAAAGACCGAUAACCACUCUUCGAAGGAUGACGAUGAGGAUACCUCAGCUGGCAAAGGAACCACAGAACAAUUUUCGAAAUUACCACCACCCUCCCUGACAAGAGAAGAACGUCAAGAUGUCAUCUCGUUUGUCCGUCGUAAGGCUGAGAUCUUCAUAUUUCCAAGUGAAGCAAGGCAUAUUUUGUGUGACUCUUAUAACGACGUGUACAAAAGGAUUCUACUUCUCGGUGGCCAAAAUGCAAGCCAUGUAUUUGUUUGCAGGACAAUGUCUGUGUUACUUGAUAUAAGCUGCUCGAAGUCAGUACCAAGAAAUGUCAUGUGUGACAUUUGCGUUUUCUAUCCAUCAAAACCGGUCAUGGUGCUUACCUUCACAACACAAGCUACACAUGCUGCUUCCCAAUACAAUUCAAAUGUAGCAAAAGCUGUCAUGGUUUACAUCAACAAUGAUUUGUUCGAAAAUCUAUCAGUCAUAAAUGGUGUAAUUGACAUGAGCAUGGACCAAAGUUUUUUGAGCAGGAUCUCAGAAUUAGAAACAUCUGCUAAAGACUUUGCUAUUCCAAACAAUAUGAAGAUGGAUGAAAAGACAGCUUUACGUGUUCUUACUUCAUUUCUGAAGAUCAUCCCGAAGUCUGACAGAAAUGAUACAGGUCGAUGUCAAGAAGACGAGGACAUGCUACCAGUGCCAAAACCUAUGGACGCUCGACUUCACGAAUCAAGCACAAGAACUGCAGUUUCUGAAGCUUCUAAACCUUGGUUGAGAAGUGAUGCCCGUUAUCAUUCCGACACAUCCGUAUACCCAACUAGCUUGACAUUUGGGGGGGGAGAAAAGGAAGGACUCCGUUCAAAAAGGAAAACCUAUGACAGUCGAUGUCAAGAAGACGAGGACAUGCUACCAGUGCCAAAACCUAUGGACGCUCGACUUCAUGAAUCAAGCACAAGAACUGCAGUUUCUGAAGCUUCUAAACCUUGGUUGAGAAGUGAUGCCCGUUAUCAUUCCGACACAUCCGUAUCCUCAACUGGCUCUACAUUUGGGGGGGGAGAAAAGAAAGGACUCCGUUCAAAAAAGAAAACCUAUGACAGUAGGUGCAUUGAAUUACUGCAUAUUGCUCAGACUUUAGGCGAACAUGUUGCUGUCUAUUUACCGUGAUAAUGAUGCAUGUUCAAUGUGAUUUCUCAGGAUUCACAUGAAAUAAUAGCUGACAAUACCGAGAUUCCCAAGAAAACAUGGCUUGCUGUGGGAUGUGAAUCCGUUCAUUAAAUAGAAUAAUAAUAAUACCCUUUGAACAUAAAUUAGUAUUAUGAAAUAGAUGAACAUCACAGUACAGCUCAUAUCACAGUGGUACCACAGAUUCAAUACAAGAGAAAAAGGGAGAUAACUGAGAUACACA